UUUGUACACACACCAUAUAUAUUAGCUACUGAUUACCAAACACAGAAAGAGAACCAAUAACUCUCCCAUCACGUUUCCUUUGUGGGGUACCCUUUUUCCGUCUCUUUCUCUACUUCUGUGUUUUUAAGAAAAACCCCACAAACACAAGAGGAAAGAUUAGCUGAGAAAACCCCAGAAAAGUUGGAGUUUUUGAUUCUUGUAUUGACCCUUUACUUGAUUUCAGGUUCCAGUGGUUUCCUCCCCUUCAACAAUGUCAAGCUUGGAAGAGCCUCUUAACCUCGAAAGGUUGCCAAGUUUGAGCAACAUUGAUUGGCUAGAGAGGUUCUCGUCUGGUGCCUGCAGGCCUGUAGGAGAAGAUAUGGCAAUGGGAGACUCCUGGUCUGAUGGGAGAAAUUGCAGCUCUUCCAACAGCUGUGUUGAAGAUAAUGAUGAAUAUGGGAGAGAGAACUAUAAAUGGAGAAGGCAUGGAUCACGCAACGCCAUUUCAAGUCGAAGGUCAAAGAGUCUUAGCAAGAAUUAUAGAGUAUGUGGAACUGUGUCUCGUUCACAGUGUUUGACAGAUCGUCAACCUAAAUCUUACAGCAACCACAGAAGCACAGUGAGAAAAACGUUCAAGUUGUUCAAUGGCAUGCCAAAUCAUGUGAAGAUAGUGGAAGUUGGUGCAAGGGAUGGACUACAAAAUGAGAAGAAAACUGUUCCUACAUCAGUGAAGGUUGAAUUAAUUCAAAAACUUGUCUCUUGUGGGCUACCUGUGGUUGAAGUGACGGGUUUUGUUUCUCCAAAAUGGGUGCCUCAGCUGUCGGAUGCCAAGGAUGUAAUGGAAGCAGUUAAGGAUCUGGAAGGUGCCAGAUUGCCUGUAUUGACACCUAAUAUGAAAGGCUUUGAAGCAGCUGUUGCAGCCGGGGCGAAAGAAGUAGCAGUCUUUGCAUCAGCUUCAGAGUCUUUCUCAAAGUCAAACAUUAAUUGCAGCAUUGAGGAGAGCCUUGUUCGAUAUCGAGCUGUUACAUCUGCUGCCAAAAAGCUGGCAAUACCAAUUCGCGGAUAUGUAUCCUGUGCUAUUGGGUGCCCAGUUGAAGGAGCGAUGUCACCUUCAAAAGUGGCAUAUGUAGCAAAGGAACUUCAUGACAUGGGAUGUUUCGAAAUUUCCCUUGGAGACACAAUAGGAAUCGCUACUCCAGGAACUGUUGUUCCUAUGCUUGAAGCUGUGAUGGCUGUGGUUCCUGUUGAAAAGCUUGCUGUGCAUUUUCAUGAUACCUAUGGACAGUCUCUUUCAAAUAUUUUGGUUUCCCUCCAAAUGGGUAUUAGCACAGUCGACUCCUCAGUUGCUGGUCUCGGAGGCUGUCCAUAUGCCAAAGGAGCUACUGGCAAUGUUGCAACGGAAGAUGUUGUCUACAUGCUUAAUGGUCUCGGGAUUAAAACCAAUGUGGAUCUACAGAAACUCCUGGUAGCCGGGGAGUUCAUCAGCAAGCAUUUGGGCCGCCCAUCCGGAUCCAAAGCAGCCAUUGCUUUGAGCGGAGCAACAGCAGAUGCAUCCAAGAUGUAGGAAGGUAAACCACUCCCAGAUGUGAUCAAAUGGUCUCAUCAAGAAGUGCAAAAACCAGAAUAUAGAGUAGAAGAGAUGCCACUUCUAUAGUGUAUACUUAUCAAAAUAUGACCAAAAAUAAUCUAUUUGUGACCGUCUGUGAAAAUGAACGAUGCCAUUAUUUAGACAACAUCAAGCUGCUCAUUGCAGCAUAUCUAAUACAAAGUGAUUAUUGAUUUAUA
Messenger RNA from Solanum tuberosum (potato), 1764 nucleotides. Its product is annotated as hydroxymethylglutaryl-CoA lyase, mitochondrial. Gene Ontology annotation, molecular function: hydroxymethylglutaryl-CoA lyase activity. The transcript is spliced from 9 exons. Gene Ontology annotation, biological process: L-leucine catabolic process; ketone body biosynthetic process. Bases 251 to 1543 code for a protein of 430 amino acids. Gene Ontology annotation, cellular component: mitochondrion. The record is from RefSeq and is a predicted model, not a curated record. Lineage: Eukaryota; Viridiplantae; Streptophyta; Magnoliopsida; Solanales; Solanaceae.